GGAGCGAUACAAGAUGACAGCAGCGGUAGAGUCAAGCAUACAAGUCGGAGAGCCAUCGUCUGCGGUGACAAGGUCUCAGCAAUUUGCUUCGGCGUUCGAUGGCUACCGAAGCGAGAUUGACGCACACAACGAUCGUCGAGAACGUCUCAUCAAAACCUCGCGGGACGUCACGAACCUCUCGAAAAAGCUCAUCUUUCACCUCCACCGCAUGCCUCCUCCGACUCCAACCGCUGCCAAUGACCCGCCCCGCCAGCCGACAAAGAUGGAGAAGGAGGCUCAAAGCAAGAUCGAUGAGAUCGUCAACAUCGUAAAGAGGGUAGCAUAUGAGGAAGAUCUGGACCGCAUCGGGCAGCAAUGUAUCAGGUACGAAAGGAAUCUGGGCGGGGGACUGGAAGAGUUCAUUGAGGCCAUAUCCUUUCACCACUUUCUACUCCACGGCAAGCUCAUCACCCUCGAAGAAGUGCAAGACCUCUUCAUCAUCUCUCCUUCAACCUCAAUUGUGGGUUCAAAUGGCCAGCCUCUUACGAUCCCAGCAACUUUCCUCUUUCCUGUCCCCUCGCAUCGCUACCUCCUAGGCAUUUCAGACCUGACGGGAGAGCUGAUGAGGUUUGCUACCAAUGCACUUGGCGGAGGUGGUGGCAAAGGCACAAGCGACCCUGCCAGUGUAGUCAGGAGCGUCUUGAGCUUGCUCAGAGAGAUCAGAGAAGCCCUUGAGCCAUUCACCUUUCUGGUGCAGGACAUGAGGAAAAAGCAGGCAGUCACGACGCAGUCUCUCAGGAAGAUUGAGGAUCUCUCAUACCAAUUGUCCAUUCGAACCUCUGAGUUCGGCGGCGAUGAAAAGGCAGUCAGGGAGAUGCUCAGAAGAGCGUUGGAAGGAGGCAGCGGACCCAGCAGGGAUGACGAAGACGAGUGAACCAAAGGCUGGCACGCGCGAUGAGGU
This is a messenger RNA of Microstroma glucosiphilum, 940 nucleotides long. Its product is annotated as Translin. The record is from RefSeq and is a predicted model, not a curated record. The coding region runs from base 14 to 913 and encodes 299 amino acids. Lineage: Eukaryota; Fungi; Basidiomycota; Exobasidiomycetes; Microstromatales; Microstromataceae. Gene Ontology annotation, molecular function: RNA endonuclease activity; sequence-specific DNA binding; RNA binding. The transcript is spliced from 4 exons. Gene Ontology annotation, cellular component: nucleus; cytoplasm.